Jatropha curcas is the source of this 1213-nucleotide messenger RNA. RefSeq names its product heterodimeric geranylgeranyl pyrophosphate synthase small subunit 2, chloroplastic. Gene Ontology annotation, molecular function: prenyltransferase activity. NCBI's taxonomy places the organism in Eukaryota, Viridiplantae, Streptophyta, Magnoliopsida, Malpighiales, Euphorbiaceae. The record is from RefSeq and is a predicted model, not a curated record. Gene Ontology annotation, biological process: isoprenoid biosynthetic process.
AAGGCCUUCAAAAGAUAACGUUUACAACUUCCAAAAUAGACAUAUCAGUUCUCAUACACAGAUCUCGUUUUCUUUUUCACCACCCUUUCGUAACCCAAAAACUACACAUCCAUGGACGCCGGAGCUCUCUCCAAAAUCAUCCACCUCAAUCCAACGGCCCGCAUGUUUUCCAAACCAAAUCCUAAUCGUCCAUUCUUAUCCACUGCUAAAUCCAUGGUAUCUUUCGCCACCUCAAAUAAGAAUCACCAGUCCUACUGGACAUCUAUAAAUGCAGACAUUGAUACUCAUCUAAAGCAGGCCAUACCAAUCCGGCCGCCACUUGUUGUGUUCGAGCCUAUGCAUCAUUUAACCUUCGCCGCUCCGGAAACCACUGCGCCGGCCUUGUGUAUGGCUGCUUGUGAGCUAGUGGGUGGUCAACGUGAUCAGGCAGUAGCGGCAGCUUCUGCUUUACAUCUACUGCAUGCUUCUGCUUUUACUCAUGAGAAUAUCCCGGUGACGGACAGACCGCGGUCUAGUAGUCGGCCGGUGUUUGACCAUGCUUAUGAGCCGAACAUCGAGCUUCUCACGGGGGAUGGAAUGACACCUUUCGCGUUCGAGUUAUUGGCCCGGUUCGAUAAUCUGGCCCAAAAUGAUGCCGAUCGGGUUUUACGGGUUAUUAUUGAGAUCUCACGCGCUGUAGGUUCACAAGGUGUGGUAGAAGGGCAAUAUAAUGAACUACGAUAUGAUGAAUCCAACGGUAAGAAAUCAUUCAACGCCGCGUGGCUUGAUAAUGUUUGCAGGAAGAAAGACGGUGAAUUACACGCGUGUGCAGCUGCUUGUGGGGCAAUAUUAGGAGGUGGGAGUGAGGAGGAGAUGGAGAAAUUGAGGAGGUACGGGCUCUAUGUUGGUAUGAUUGAAGGAAUAUUCAAUAGGGGAGAAAGAAAUGAAAAAUGGUUACAAAAGGUAAAUGAAUUAAAGAAUUUAGCUCUCAAAGAAUUGAAAGAUUUCAAUCAAGAAAAGGUUAAAAAAAUUUUUAGUCUUGUUGAGAAUAAAUUUAAUAAUGUUUGUGUAUAAGAUAUUGAAUUAUUGGUACAAGAACUAGGGAGAGAGAGAGACAUAGCCAUGCAAUUACAUGUAAAUUGGUAUGUUUCUUUGUUUUAUUUUUAAAUUGUAUACUUCUACUUAUUUUCCCUUUUCUAAGCAAUUGCAUCUCACUAAUCUCAAAGUUAUAUCA